Molecule: messenger RNA, 2637 nt
Organism: Electrophorus electricus (electric eel)
Lineage: Eukaryota; Metazoa; Chordata; Actinopteri; Gymnotiformes; Gymnotidae
Gene: tsg101a
Product: tumor susceptibility 101a
Biological process (GO): protein modification process; protein transport; endosome to lysosome transport
Cellular component (GO): ESCRT I complex
Molecular function (GO): ubiquitin binding
Source: RefSeq, a predicted model, not a curated record
ACACGUCACUUGUGUUAUUGACCAUUCCCGUGAAACUUGUAACUAGCUGUCAGAAAUUUCAAUAAGUGACUUGGUUAGAGACGGCUGAAUUUUAACCUUGACUGGGUGAUAUAUCAGUAAGGUGGUCGUCGUCUACUUAUCUUAAAAAUAAUAUUUAAUGCAUCAGGGUUUUUCGAUUUGACAGGUUCCUGGCCGUGGCUCGGAUUAGCGGAGACUAGGCGAGUGUCGAGGAAAGUAGCUAGCUAGCUAGCUAACUAGAAAGCUUAGCAGUUCGCUACCUGCUUAGCUAACAUUGUAUAUAUUUAAUUUAGCUAACGUUAUCUAUUUAUCCAAGUUUUAUCUAGGCUUAUUUCUCAACAAUUGUACCUAGCUUGCUAAGUAAGUUUUAAGGGAUCGGCUAUGGCGGUUGUCAACGAAAGCGCACUUAAAAAGAUGCUCAAGCAAUACAAAUACCGCGACCUAACUGUUCGUGAGAUUACAAAUGUCAUCUUGCAAUACAAAGAUCUUAAACCUCUGAUGGAUGCUUAUGUGUUCAAUGAUGGAUCAUCAAGGGAGUUAAUGAGUUUAACAGGAACAGUGCCAGUAAGCUAUAGAGGAAAUGUGUAUAAUAUACCUGUUUGUCUAUGGCUGCUGGACACGUAUCCCUACAAUCCUCCCAUUUGUUUUGUGAAGCCUACCAGUGCGAUGAUGAUUAAGACUGGGAAACACAUUGACGCCAAUGGAAAGAUCUAUCUGCCCUAUCUGCAUGAAUGGAAGCAUCCUCAGUCUGACUUGUAUGGCCUGAUCCAGGUGAUGAUUGUUGUUUUUGGGGAGGAGCCUCCUGUGUUCUCCAGGCCCACCACUCAGCCCCCCUACCAGCCCUUUCAGGCCACCGGGCCCCCCACUCAGUCCUAUAUGCCUGGCAUGCCUGCUGUGUCUGCCUAUGGGCCAAACCCUAAUCCAUGUGGUUACCCAGGCUAUCCUUAUCCUGGAGGGACUACGUAUCCUGCCACAGGGGGGCCUGCACACUACCCUUCCCAGCCUCCAGUUACUACUGUUGGGCCAAGUCGGGACGGCACCAUAGGAGAGGACACCAUCCGAGCCUCUCUCAUCUCGGCAGUAAGCGAUAAGCUGCGCUGGAGGAUGAAGGAGGAGAUGGACCGGGCCCAGGCUGAGCUGGACGCCCUCAAACGCACCGAAGAGGACCUGAAGAAAGGCCAUCAAAAGUUGGAGGAAAUGGUCUCUCGCCUGGACCAGGAAGUGGCUGAAGUGGACAGGAAUAUUGAUCUCCUAAAAAAGAAAGAUGAAGAACUGACCGAGGCUCUGGAGAAAAUGGAAAAUCAGUCGGAGAACAACGACAUCGAUGAUGUCAUCGUCCCCACAGCUCCACUCUAUAGGCAGAUCCUGAACCUUUACGCAGAGGAGAAUGCCAUCGAGGACACCAUCUUCUACCUCGGAGAGGCACUGCGCAGAGGUGUCAUCGACCUUGAGGUCUUUCUCAAGCACGUGCGCCUGCUGUCCCGUAAGCAGUUUCAGUUGCGGGCACUCAUGCAAAAAGCCCGCAAAACGGCUGGACUCAGCGACCUCUGCUGAACCCGCUGCUACCUAAAAGCAUCUUUUGUCCUUUUCUUUUCUGUUUUCCUUUCUUGCUCCAUUUAUCACACAAAUCUGUCUUUUGGAGUUAUUCUCAGAAGUCCACCUUUUGCAGAUACCUUUUACUGUUCUUUCUCCUCAUUGUUUUCUCAUUCGGGAUUGUGAGGCACUGAAUUAUCUAUGUCGAUAUGUAUGUAAUAAAGUUCUGUUGUGGUGAACGAUACCCCGUUCAGCAGAUUGGGGUCAGGGCUAUGGUGUAAAUGUCUGUCUUUUCACGAAUGUAGGAAUAAUAUUAUGAAUCUAUGAACACGCUUCCCUGUCCUAGACCUUUCUCUCUGCAUCUGUUAUUUAUUUGUGGCAUUCAGACACUUCAUUUAUUAUGUUUUUUUUAUAUCAAACUAUGAUGGCAGAGGAUUGUAACUAUAAUGCCCCCCCCCCCAAGGUGGUCAUUUAGCCAGAAACUGUUGAAUGACUGUUCCACACUCAAUUAGGAAUAGCGAGGGAUUGUGUUGUGUGCUGUAUGGUUCUGUAUUUCAAAUGAUUUUACUUCUGAUUUGGGCCGUUUCUUCUGUCUCAGAGGUCGGCUUGCUGUAUUCUGGUUCAUGGCUGUUGCAAUGUUGCAAUGGCUGUUGCAAUGUUUCAACUAUAAAGUAUGUAGCUGUAUUUAAAGGUAUUUGGUUUUCACAUAUUUUAAAUGUUAAAAACUAAAAAGGCUACAACACGUUAGACCUUUUGCCUUCACUUGUGUAUGUGGUUUGCGUGGGCCUGUGUGAAUGCUCGUAUGUCCACUUAGUUUGAAUGGCGUUGGCUUUGGAAUGCUGGUUACUUUUUUAUUCUUUCUAAUAGGUUUCAUAGCAAUUAACAAUAAAAAAAAAAUUACUUUUGACAAAUUAUUUGUAAACAGGUUCAUAUGUUCAUAUUUUUUCCUUAAAUGCACUUUAGGUUGUUAACUAGAUUUUAUUAAUUUGUAAAUUCUUUUUAUUAGAAAGAUCUUCCAUGCAACUUUGUUUUCAGACCUGUAGGCAUUGAUAGCAGUAGCUCAAUAAAGCAGGUCUUUUAUACUCA